UGUGCCCCCUGCCCCGGGAACCUGUCCGGGGAAUGGGCACCGGGCUGUGCCCCCAUUCCCCAGGAGAGCCCCGGGUGGGUCCGAAGGGGGGACCGGGCUGUGCCUCCCCUUCCCCGGGGACGCCGGCGAGGCCGCACCGAGCGGGAGCCGCGUCCGGGGGGACGCGGGAGGGGCGAGCGCCCACCGGGCACCGGCACGGCUGAGAAACUCCGGGUUUUUAUUUUUUCCCCCUAUUCCUCAUCUCCCGUGUUCUGCCCAGCGCUGUGCCGGCAGGAGAACAAACCCUCCCAGCUCGGGGCUGAGACAGGACAGAACCCCCCACUCUGGGCCGGGAGGGAACAGACCCCAUCCCUGAAGUCCUUCCCUCCUCCCUGCCCCUCCAUAGGCACAUCCACCCAUGAGUUCCAGCCCUGCUCCGGGACUGCCCGCCCGCAGUGCCCAGCACUGCUCCUGGGUUUGGGCUUUUUUCGGUACAAAAAGUUACUCCACCAAAGCUUUUGCUGGAAAAGCGACUGUUUGUUGUCUGAAUUAACUGGUGUAAGGCCCAGCUGCGCUGAGCUGGGGUCCUGGGGGACAUGCUUGUGCCCUUCCAGACCCUCUGGAAAGUGUUCGUUCCAGGAAAUCCCAGCUGUGCCACAGUGUCCUUGGAUGGGGACAGAAUAGCCGACAGGCCCUCCUGGCAUGGCACUGAGCUGGAUGGAAGGGAUUCUAGUUGCCAGAUAAAAGCGUGUGGAAUGGGUUGUCAGGGAGCAGCUGCUUUCACGACAUUCCUCUCCGCACCUUUGUCACCGCGUGGUUCGGGGAUGAGUUCAGUGCCCCUUGCCAGCUUGCUGAGAUUCCAUCUCUUGGUGCCAGAUGGCCCCGAGUGGGCAGUGCCGAGUGCUGUGCCCUGGGACCAGCAUCCGUGGGUCUCCCAGGGCACAGGGGCACCUCCAGAACCUUCACCGGGGGGGAUGCUGCCCUUUGCCAGGAAGUUUGUCGCCGGUGCUGACCUUGGAGGUCCCUCCCUGCCUGUCAGGAUGGGAAGGUCAGCCUGUGUUGUCGAGGUGUAGCUCCUUGUUAGGUUAGGUUUGAACUGAGCCACUGCUGGAUCCCAAGGAAAACUGUUUGCCGGGUUUUACUGAGGACUGGCUGCUCCUCGCAGGAUGCCCCGGGCAAAGAUGUCGGGGAGCCAGGCGCAGAUGGGGAGAGCUGUGCCCUGCCUGCGCUGCCGAGGGACCUGCAUGGGCUUCGAGCCACACUCCUGGAGGAAGAUCUGCAAGUCGUGCAAGUGCAGCCAGGAGGAGCACGGCCUGAGCUCGGAGCUGGACGAUGACCGCAAGGUCGGGCGCCUGCUGGCCGACUCCAGGUACUCCUCGCUGACCGCGCGGCUCAAGGGCGGCGACGGCGUCCGCGUCUACAAGAGGAACCGCAUGAUCGUCACCAACCCCAACAUCUCGGGCAAGGACCCCACCUUCGACACCAUCACCUACGAGUGGGCUCCCCCGGGGCUCGCCCAGAAGCUGGCCAUGCAGUACAUGGAGCUGAUCCCGAGGGAGCUGCAGCCGGUGGCGGGCACGGACGGGGCUCUGCAGCGGCGGCGGCGGCUGGCCAGGCAGCUCCCGCUGUACGACCAGGACCCCGCGCAGUGCCGCGGCCUCGCCGAGGGCGAGCACCGCCUGAUGGAGGAGUUUGUGAAGAAGUACAAGGCCGAGGCGCUGGGCGUGGGGGAGGUGGCACUGCCCGGCCAGGGCGGCGGCGGGAAGGACGAAGGGAAGCCCCAGGAUAAGAGCAUCGACUCCAGCAAACCCCCCGAGUCCACCAACGGGGCCCUGGAGAGCGUGGCCGGGCACUACCGCUGCGAGACCUGCAAGCAGGCGGUGCCCGGGGACUGCCCCGUGGUCUACGCGGACCGGGCCGGCUACUCCCGCCAGUGGCACCCGGCCUGCUUCGUGUGCUGCCGCUGCUCCGAGCCCCUCGUCGACCUCAUCUACUUCUGGAAGGGCGGGGCCGCCUGGUGCGGGCGCCACUACUGCGAGAGCCUGCGGCCCCGCUGCGCCGGCUGCGACGAGAUCAUCUUCUCGGAGGACUACCAGCAGGCAGAGGGGCUGGCCUGGCACAAGAAGCACUUUGCCUGCCUGGAGUGCGAGACGCCGCUGGUGGGCAAACCCUUCGCCCUGGCCAACACCAGCCUCCUGUGCACCAUCUGCAGCCAGAGCAAGCGCCUCUGAGGGGGGCAGCCGGGGCCCCGCGGGCCCCCCGAGGUCCCACCAGGACUGGGGGCAUUGGGCAAGUACAGGAGAAGGAGAAGGUUAAAGAAAUUAGAGCCUGAGUAUUCACUUGCAUCCAGCACAGCCCGGGGCGGGUAUUUUCUUGGGGUCCUCUUGGAUCUGAAGGGAACCCUUAUGGCCAUGGGUGGGAGGUGCAUGGCAUACCUGGCAAGGAGGAACUGGAAAGGAGGGGCUGUGCUGUGCUGGUUUUUAUCGUCUGUCCAAGCUUCUUAUGACUAAGAUCUUGCAAUAGUAUUUUGGAAAUAACACAUCUCAACAGUAACUUCUGGCAUACUAAACCUACGGUCAUGGUCAAAACCAAGGGGUGUUUGUGGUUUUUGAAAUCCUUACUGGAAUUAGGCUGACAGGCUGCUGUGGCUGUGCCAGGGCAGUGGGUUUGAGGAAUCUGAUCAACCUUCUAAAAGCAAAUGGUGUAAAAUUGCAGCCACACGCAGCCAUAGCUUUGUCCUCUGCACGUGCAAUGGUGUCAAACCAAGGAGUGGGCACACAGGGGGAUGGGCUCAGCCCCGUGAGAGGGGCAGGGCACAGCUCUGCCUGGGCAGCAACUGGCUCAGCCCCUGGAGCUGCAGCCAUGGAACUGGAACACAAAGAAUUUUGUGGAAAACCGCUUUCCAGCCUAAGGUGUCUUGGGGGGCAGGGAGGGUGUGUCCCUGAGAUGCUACAAUGCUGCUUUACCCUGCAAUACAUCAGUGACCCCCCCAGGUACCAGGGAGCUGUACCUUCCCCUCUGAGCCAGCAGCACCUCACCCUGGGCUCUGCCCUGCUUCUUGUCCCACAGCUCUCCCAUCCCCUCUUGGAUCUGAUGAUGGGAGUGACAUUAUCCCAGGAUCCAGCACUGAGUCCCUGAGAAUUGUAUUUGUUCCCUACAUCAAGCAAUGUCACUGAAAACAUCGGCUACUCCAGGCUGGCAGGUGUCUGUGUGCUCAGUCUGUUUUCUUACAUUAAAAAUCUAUGUUAUUUGCCAGAGAA
Messenger RNA from Pseudopipra pipra, 3239 nucleotides. RefSeq names its product LIM and cysteine rich domains 1 (gene LMCD1). The record is from RefSeq and is a predicted model, not a curated record. Lineage: Eukaryota; Metazoa; Chordata; Aves; Passeriformes; Pipridae. The coding region runs from base 1146 to 2210 and encodes 354 amino acids. Gene Ontology annotation, molecular function: zinc ion binding; transcription corepressor activity. Gene Ontology annotation, cellular component: nucleus. The transcript is spliced from 6 exons.